AAGCUGGAUGCCAGCCGUUAGUAAAUCUCCAAGAAGAAGAAGCAGUGAAGGAUUGUGGGUAGCUGCCGGCUGUGCUGUUGCACGUUGACAUUGAGGACUGUGUGUGCCGGUUAACCGAGAUCAGACCUCAGGAUGGGAGGCUCAGCAUCAAAUCCUGCUGCCACAGUCAAAGCAGACGGUCACCACGGCACCGGCACGCCACCACCAGGCUGCCCCAUGCACCAGGCGCGCCAGGAAAGUUCUCCUCCAUCCGAGUGCCCCAUGCAUCAGGCUGAGUCUCAGACCUCUGCUCCUCAGGGACCAGCGCACCAGGACAGGGCCUAUGACUUUGUCGGGUGUCCCAUGAAGAAUGCAAAAGAAAUGUCUGACAUUGAUCCAACAAACAUGAUGCCACCACCAAACCAACAGCCAGCUGCUGACCAGCCUUUCCCUUUACCAGUCAACAGAGAGGAGUCCAAAAUUCCUAGACACGGGACAGAUAAAAACUGGGUGUAUCCCUCUGAGCAAAUGUUCUGGAAUGCCAUGCUAAGAAAAGGGUGGCGUUGGAAGGAAGAGACACUUUCCUCAGAUGACAUGAAAAACAUCAUUAAAAUCCACAACCGCAACAAUGACCAGGCCUGGGAAGAGAUCCUAAAGUGGGAGGCACUACAUGCGAGUGAAUGUCCAUGUGGUCCUUCUUUGAAACGGUUUGGUGGUAAAGCAAAGGAGUUCUCACCCAGGGCCCGGAUACGCCAUUGGAUGGGAUAUGAACUACCCUUUGACCGACAUGACUGGAUUGUGGAUCGUUGUGGAAAAGAGGUCCGGUAUGUGAUUGACUAUUAUGAAGGUGACCUCGACAAAAGCACAUACCAGUUCUCUAUCUUGGAUGUACGUCCUGCUUUUGACUCUCUUGGUGCAGUGUGGGACAGAGUAAAGGUGGCCUGGUGGCGAUGGUCAUCUUGAACUCCUGAAAAGCUCACAUGGACUUUUCUACUAUGUUAAGAUGUGAAUAAAAACUAAAUGUGGAAAUAGACCUGCAUAUGUAAAUGUAUUCUAUACUGUACACUGAUAACAAUUUAAGAGAGAAACAUACUCAUAUACUGUAUAUGGGGAUGUGUUUGAGGUGUGACUGAGAUUUUAAUUUGGAUGAGUCUUUCUUAUGAGGCUCUUUUUAAAAAUAUUUUAAUAAGGAUAAAAUACAGUUGCAGGAACUUUUGCACCCAAAUGUCCAAUUAAAUAACCAAAACUGCUCAGUUAAUGAAACUGCAUUGAAAUUCAUUCGUUUAAAGAAAAUAUUAUUUUAGGGAUUAGGUUAAAUAAGACAGUAAGUGAGAAUAAUGUAAAGUUUAACUUGUAAAAUCUGUAAGAAGUGUUUUUGUUGUUGUUGUUUAAGCUGCUAUAUUCUCUGCCAGUACUUUCAGUAAUGUUUUUAGUUUGUGUUAUUUCUGGAUCAUCUUAUUUCAUUUUUUUAGAUGUUAAUUUUUACCAUAUGCGGUUUAAAUCAGAUUAAUUUGUGUGGAUAUUUUUGUCUUUCUGUCCAUGUAUGUUUUAAAGGCUACUAUAUUUAAUAAAAUUGUCCGUAUGUA
Molecule: messenger RNA, 1565 nt
Organism: Clarias gariepinus (North African catfish)
Lineage: Eukaryota; Metazoa; Chordata; Actinopteri; Siluriformes; Clariidae
Product: holocytochrome c-type synthase
Exons: 7
Coding region: 133-942 (269 amino acids)
Biological process (GO): cytochrome c-heme linkage
Cellular component (GO): mitochondrion
Molecular function (GO): holocytochrome-c synthase activity
Source: RefSeq, a predicted model, not a curated record